Molecule: messenger RNA, 2080 nt
Organism: Salvia splendens (bonfire salvia)
Lineage: Eukaryota; Viridiplantae; Streptophyta; Magnoliopsida; Lamiales; Lamiaceae
Exons: 7
Coding region: 1-1449 (482 amino acids)
Biological process (GO): protein ubiquitination
Cellular component (GO): CCR4-NOT complex
Molecular function (GO): ubiquitin-protein transferase activity
Source: RefSeq, a predicted model, not a curated record
AUGGUCAUGUCGGGCAUAGAACCCGUCAUGUUCAUAUUGGUCCCGGAGGAGCCAAUACCCGUGUUGGUCCAGAAGGAGCCAGCACCCGUGCAGGCUAUAGGUAAAGUUUGCAACUAUCCCAAUGGACAUUCUGAGACUAUUCUCAAGGCUCCUGAGGUUGAUGUUAAUAACGCUGAGCAUUCUAAUUCGAUUCCUUCUAAGGAAAAAAGAUCGCUGCUAGGGUUAUAUGAUAGUGAACUAUGCUCUGAUUCUUUUGAUAUGGGGGAGACCAGCAUAAUAUCUAAUAUUUUAUCUAUUGAUUUUGAUCCAUGGGAUGAGUCACUGACAUCACCUCCGAACCUUGCUAAGUUGUUGGGUGAAAAUGAUAAACAACAAGGUUCUUUUGGAUUUCAAGGUUCACGGAAAAAUAACACUAGCACUCAAUCAAGAAAUUCUAACCAGAUCUCCUUUGGCCAUGAAUUCUCCGACAGCAAUAGCUUCCAGCUUGAGAAGUUAGAUAAUCGCAAUGGUUUCCCUGCUUUUAAUGGACUAGAGUCCGAGCUCUUUGCUGACAAUCAUUCACAUACGUCUUCUAACAGAAACUCUGGUAAGUUUGAUCUUGUGCAGUUCCGUGCCUCGCACACGACGCCGCUGCCGGGGCUGGACCACAUCUUGCACCCCAUCUCCGACCUCUACCGCAGUCCCGCACCGCACCCCGCCUUCCUGUCUGUGCCCAAAAACAUUUCGAGGCCUUACUGCACCGCAAAUUUCGUGGUCCAGUCUCAUUUUGUUUCGAGACCUCAGGUAUUAGCUCCGCCAGGGUUUUCAGUGCCUAGUAGGACACCGCCUCCAGGCUUUACUUCUCAAGAUAGAAUCGAUCAAAUUUUUUAUGGCUCUGGAAAUCAUUUAGUUGAUUCUUCCUCUUUGUUAAGACAUAAUUAUCAGACGCCUCCACUUAGUAAUACCAUUAGUAAUGGAGAUAUUGAAUUUAUAGAUCCUGCGAUACUGGCAGUUGGCAAAGGUCUACUUCCAGGUAGCGUUAAUAACUCAGGCCUGGAUGAUGUAAGGGCACGUUAUUCUUCCCAGUUGAGUACAUAUGAAAAAGCAAAAUUCCAAUCUAUGUUGCAAAGAUCUCUUCCUUCACACCAGAACCAAAAAUUUACCAGGAUGGGUGAAACUUUGUCUCCUCUUGGUGAUGCUUAUUCUAUUUCCUCUGGGCUUAUGGAGCAAACACUAGCCAAUAAUAUGUCUCCGGUAUCCCAGUUUAGUUUCCCUCAGUCAAGGAAUGGUUUAAUAUCUAAUGGCCAAUGGGAUGGCUGGAACAAGCUUCAGGCUGGAAACAAUUUGGGCAUGUCAGAACUUCUUAGGAAUGAGAGGUUGGGAUAUAAUAAAUUCUAUGGUAGUUAUGAAGACUCUAAGAUUCGGAUGCCGAGUUCGGGUAGUCUAUACAAUGGAACUUACGGGUAUUGAUAUUUGGGCAUGGUUGGUGUUGUCAAGAAUCAUGAGAUAGGAAUAGUAAUAUUUCAUACCACUUUGACAAACCUGCCUAAAUUGAUUGAACCAAUUGGCAGUCAAAAUACCGAAUAACUUUGUAGUAUUCACUUUAGAGAGUGGGCCAAGAUUUGGAUAUAUUACCAAGUAAGCCAAUGGGAGUGAGUUGUACUUAGUCCGUCAGAGCUACUUUCUGGUUGGUAAAAGGAUCAGCCAUUCACAAAUGUCGAUCUGGAAACCAACAGCUGAAAGGGGCCUGAGCAUAAGGCUUGGGGGCUUUUGAUGGCUACACGAUGAAUUGUAGGUUUGUGAAUGUCUCUCCGCUGCUGAUCCGAUCGGAGAGAGUUGGAUGAAUGAUAUCAGAUAAGUGAUGCCUUUACUACUCUCAUCUGUUCCUGUUGAUAAUUGAAUAGGCAGAAGGAAGUUAGAUUUCAGUGUUUGCUUCGAACAUUCAUUCUUUGCAGAAACAAGAGUAUUAAAAGUUACGAAUACAUCUUCAAAAUUUUGGCUGUGUAAACUCUUAUUAUUCGUUUUGUGAAACAAAUAUGUGAUGGCUUGAACAGUCAAAUGGAGUAUUUAAUAUUAUCUCCUUUGGUGCAAAUUAUUCGUA